AUGGAGUACCUGAAGUCUCGUUCACCUCCAAGAGCGAUGCCGACGCAGAGGUUUUCCAGCUUGAAGCACUUUCCUACAAAACAAAAAUAUUUCACAUACCAAAACUUUGCCCGUGCAAGUUCUGCAAUAAAGCUAUAUUUGGAUUCCAAUUCGAAGCUUUCACGUGGCCACUUGCUCAUUAGAUUGUGUGUUGAAACGCACAUUAUGCGAGGAGAGACAAAAUUCCCUUCAUGCCCUAUCUGUAAAUGGGAUAUUGAAAUUAAUAGAGAGGAGCUUGGGCUUGCUUUUGGUGAAUGUGCGGUGUUACGUCGCCAUCCCGCAUCUAAUGUAACUAUCGUUGAUGACUCACAAAAUGAGGAUGCUUUCGCAUCUGAUGAUGGGGGUUGGGAGGAAAUAGUAAAACUAGGGUUUAUUAGAGAUGAAUCUCCCGAGCAAAUUAGUAAGGACUGCGGAACGAGCCCGAUUGCAAACAUUUCUGUCACGAUACAUGAGCAAGCUACAAGCUCCAUUAGCAACGAAAAGGGUACAACUAACUUGGUGCAAGUCAAUACAACUGAUCAAAUUGAUACAAACGAUACCGAUAAAUUGCAGGGUUUAUUGCAAGAGCUAUCUACGCCUAUCAAAGGAGAGACCGAUGAGGAUAGCAAAGAGGGUUCUAAAGAUUCGAUGAUGCAGAGUUUAGCCCGGUUAUAA
Messenger RNA from Acaulospora colombiana, 693 nucleotides. NCBI's taxonomy places the organism in Eukaryota, Fungi, Glomeromycota, Glomeromycetes, Diversisporales, Acaulosporaceae. The record is from the annotation of a GenBank genome assembly.